UGCAGACACGUAGGUGUUUAAAUGCAGUGCUGCUUUAAGAUGCAUAUGUUUUCAUAAUACCUCAAUCUAUGAUGAAUUUACCCUGCGGCUGGAAAAUACUUCUUCUUAGCUUGUGGAUUCAGGUGGGCUUUGUGUCUGGGAUACAUCAGGAUGGGACUGUCAGUCAUCUGUCAAAGGACGAUGUUUUGCUUUUAAAAGAUGAGCAGGAUCCUAAAUGUUUCACCCGGACAGAGAGGGAUUUCACCUGCUUCUUUGAGACAGCAGACAAUAACAGGACUUAUGAUUUCUUCUACCACAUUGAAGGAAGGAAAAGAUGUGAAAUGUCUGUCCAGAAAACAGAAGAAGGGUCUUUCCUCCACAUCUGCUCCUUCCCUUCCUCUGAUAUUUACUCUUUUACGGACACACACCUUGAAGUUGUGGAGCGCAACACGAACACCAGCCUUCACAAACGGGACGUCUCUGUGGAGGACCACUUCCUUCUGGAUCCACCAUUAAACGUGUCUCUACAUCAAAAUGGCAAACCUGGACAGCUGCAGGUUUCAUGGCACUCCUUGGUCCCAGAAUACUUUAAAGAUCAAGCGAUGUAUGGGAUUAAGUACUUCUCUAAAGGAAUAGGAGAGAAGAUGAUGGAAAAGGCAGAAGAGGGGCACUUACUCGAUCAGCUGAUCCCUGGAGAGGAGGUCCAGGUGCAGGUCAGAGAGAAGUGUGCCUUUAGUCAAGAUGUGGGACACUGGAGCAGCUGGUCUCAGCCUGUGCGAGCUCUGGUCCCUCAAAGUGCAGAGGACAUUUCACUGAUCUGCUUUACCGCUGAUCUUGAUAGCAUCAUCUGUCAGUGGAAUGGGAGCCGAUAUGGUGAUCAGAAUGGGUACAAACUUUCAUACCAGAUGAGUCUCAGAAAAGGUUCGGGCUGGACAGCGUGGACAGAGUGUCUUGCUGACUUGGGUUUGAUUGAUCAGUGCCGUUUCUAUAGUGACAAGUCCAGAGUAGUCAGAGUGAAGCUCAUCAGCACUGCAGCUCCUCUCAGCAGAACUUUUUAUACUGAAGAGUUCAUCCUCCAAAAAAGCGUCAAAACAUCCCCGCCAACUCACCUGAAAGCAUCAUUGGAGAGAGGGAAGUUGUGUUUGACAUGGGAGGCUCCUCUUCGCUCUCUGUCGACUCAUCUGCAGUACGAAGUCAGCUACCAGACCAGAGAGAGCGAAGACUGGAUGACGAGACUCCUGAAGGGUCCGGAGACCAGCACAUGUCUGGAUGUUCCUACAGGGAGACCGUUCCGUGUAAAGCUCAGAGCUAAACCUAACAGGUCUGUGUACUCCGGCCACUGGAGCGACUGGUCAGAGGUGCUGAUUGGUGACGUGCCUGCUGACAGAGGACUGUUGCUGAUGCUGUGCGUCCCUGUGUCCCUGCUGAUCACUGCCAUCAUCCUUAUCGUGUUAUUUUACACGUACCACAGGAAGCUGAAGCAGUAUUUUUGGCCACCGGUGCCCAACCUUGACAAAAUCCUGCAGGGCUAUUUGACAGAGAUCAACACGCAGAAAUGGGAUCCUCCGGUAACUGCAAAGCAGUGCUCUGAUGAAGCCACUUCUUCACUGGUGGAGAUCAUGUCUGCAGAGGAGGUUUCAGGAUUGGAGAAGCAGUCAAAAGAAUCAAUCCAGCUGGUCAGCAACCUCUCCAGCAGCAAACAAACAUACGAAAAACUCCGGCGUGAAUUGUUCCCGGAUUAUGUGACUCUGAACAAAGACAGUGUCAUCCUCUGUCCAAAGGGAAACAAAUAUGUCCACGAGCAGGUCGUAAAGAAAGAAAGGCUGGUGAUGGAGAAAGAGCUCUUCCAGACAUGUCAGUCUCCCUGCAGUGAUUCAGUCAAUAUCCCAGCAUGUGACGGCACCAGCUUUCUGAACCAUUCAUACUUAACUCUAGCUGAGGCGGCAGAGAGAUUGGACAGCAAGGUUCCUGCUGUGAGGGCUCCAGGCAACAUCUAUACCAAUCUCUCCUGUAGCUAAAUGUGCAUGUGUGCUGUGUUUUCCCUGGUGCAGAUUAGUUGUAUAUUCAAUGCACAUGAAAUAAGAACUUGUUGUAAAUAAGAGAAAUGUAAAAUUCAUAUUUACUGAAUCAGCUCUCUGUGGAAAAUAAAAAUGCACGUUGUUUUUAA
Notolabrus celidotus (New Zealand spotty) is the source of this 2146-nucleotide messenger RNA. It is a transcript of the gene mpl, whose product is annotated as MPL proto-oncogene, thrombopoietin receptor. The transcript has 12 exons. NCBI's taxonomy places the organism in Eukaryota, Metazoa, Chordata, Actinopteri, Labriformes, Labridae. Gene Ontology annotation, biological process: hemopoiesis; positive regulation of cell population proliferation; cytokine-mediated signaling pathway. Gene Ontology annotation, cellular component: external side of plasma membrane. Bases 69 to 1997 code for a protein of 642 amino acids. The record is from RefSeq and is a predicted model, not a curated record. Gene Ontology annotation, molecular function: cytokine receptor activity; protein binding.